UUAAGUUGUUAUCAGGAUAGCUAGCUAACUAGUCACUGAUAGCCAUAUAGAUGUGCUCAUCUACAUUCUCCAUGUUUCCUAGCUACCGCUGUCCUCUCCUUCUCCAAAAUCUCCGCAACUCCUUCAAUCAUAUGGAUCCCUAGCUAUAGGAGAGCUCUCACUUGAUCCACGAUCUUGAUUCGGCGUGCCUGUCAGCUAGCAAUGGAGCAAAUAGCCAAGUACAAGGGCAUCCUAUCUUGGGACGCAGCGGCGGCGUACGACGUCAGCUCGCCAUCGUCCUCGUCGUGGGAGGAGCAGGCCUUCGCACGCGAUGCGGCGGCCAACCUGCUUGUGUGGCCGCCGCGCUCCUACUCCUGCACCUUCUGCCGCCGGGAGUUCCGGUCGGCGCAGGCGCUCGGCGGCCACAUGAACAUACACCGCCGCGACAGGGCACGUCUCCGCCACCAAGACAACGAGGUCCAAGAAAAAUCUAACGAAGAAGACUUUUUCAUGUACAAGCAGCCGGCACCAGUGUCAAACCCUAGCACCACCACUCCUUCCUACCGAUCAACGACCAUUCAGGAGGAGGAGAGGAAGAGGCACAAGGUUCUCAUCUCCAUGCCAACGAGAGGUCAAGAAGCUAUACAUCAUCACGAUCAAGAUCAGGAUGACGAGACGGGGAGGAGUAAGAGGAGGCGUGUCGAUCAGCCGCCUUCGGCGGCGCUUCCCAUCCUUAUGAGAUCAAUGGCGACAGCGCUGGUCGUGGCACCACAUGAAGGAUUUGCUCUUGAUCAUUCAAAGGUACUUACCAAAACAAUCGCAACCCCUACUAGCUGUAGUUCUGAUCCUCCCCCUGAGGUCCAACGAGAAGUAGAUGAGUUCAUCAAGAAACAACAACUAGUAGAUCUAGAGCUUAGGCUUGGACCAACCCAAAAGUUGCAUAACAUGCAACCCAAUUGAUUUCUCAAGGAAAACAAAUAGAAGAUAAAUUAAUUCCCUUCCGCUUGAUUCAGGCUAGCUUGCUUCUCCUCCUUAAUUUGUUUUCUUUCUCCUUUUUGUUUUCUUUCUCUUGGAUCCAUUCGUUUUGGCCAGUGGCUUGUUUACAUAUCAAGUACUCUUACACGUACCUAUGAUAGUAUGAUGUACAUAUGUAUCACUUUGUUAUCAGUUGCUGCAAACUUGCAAUACAUAAAGAAGCUACA
Lolium perenne is the source of this 1181-nucleotide messenger RNA. NCBI's taxonomy places the organism in Eukaryota, Viridiplantae, Streptophyta, Magnoliopsida, Poales, Poaceae. The record is from RefSeq and is a predicted model, not a curated record.